Auanema sp. JU1783 is the source of this 5862-nucleotide messenger RNA. The record is from the annotation of a GenBank genome assembly. Lineage: Eukaryota; Metazoa; Nematoda; Chromadorea; Rhabditida; Rhabditidae.
AUGCCUUUCUUCCAGGUUCCUGAUCUCAACAUUAAUCGUGGAAACACCAUGUUCGAAGUUAUUGGCCAAGAGAAUCCGGAUGAAUGGGAAGGAGUUAGUGAAAUUCCUGAUGUAGCUAAAAUUACGGAGCACGAAGACGAAAUGCAGAUGUUCCAAGAAGAAACUGUUACUAAAACACAGUUCUACGAGAUGGAAGGAGUACUGCAUAAGCAAACUGGAGAAAUCCUCACUUUUGUUGAAGCUGUACGACAAGGUCUUCUAGAUCUUCAUGCUGGUGGUGGUCAAUUCUUCGACCUUGUUUCCGGCUCAAGAAUCAGUUUGGAGAAGGCUGCUGAGCUUGGUUACAUAGAUGGAAGCUUCCAAGAAGCACUCAAUACUCAUUGGGGUAUUCAUCAUCCUGAGACGAAGCAAAGCUUAUCUUUGAUGGAUGCUAUCCAAAUAGGCCUCUAUGAUCCCGACAUACGACAACUCCGUGACAUCAACAGCGGGGAAAUUCUCUCCAUGUACGAGUGUGUUAGUCGUGGAAUAAUCAAUUUCGAUACCCAGCAUAAGCUUAUCAAGAUGGGAAUCUUGAAGCUUCCACCCAUGCCUCUCAAUCAAGCUAUUGAGCAAAAGAUUCUUAACACCGCCACCGGGCAGUUUACUGGAAAGUAUUCCAAUGAAACAAUGCCCAUCAAGGAUGCACUAUAUCACGGUUACAUCCAGAUUGUUACUCCUCCUCAAAACCCUAUGAUUGCUACAACGCUAUCAGAUGUCAUUGAGAACGAUUUGAUUAAUGCCAACAAUGGGGAGUUCAACGAUCGCAACUCUAACGAGUCGUUUACUCUGCGCGAGGCUGUUUCCAAACAGAACAAUCUCCUUAACUUGCAUGUUCCUGAAAUUAUCAACACAUCCGAUAACUCGAGAUUAUCUCUUGGUGAUGCUGUUGUACGCAACGCCGUCAGCGUUCGCAAUGGAAAUUUCACUGAUUUGCAGAGUCGUCGUACUAUGUCUCUACGCGAAGCUCAUCGUGAGCACUUGAUCUGCAAGCCUUUAACUUUAACAGAAAUGUGCUCUAAAGAUCUUAUUGAUUCUACAAAUCAUUUCAUUGAUCGUGGAACCAAACAUCGCCAUACUCUCCUUGAGGCUAUAGCCGCUGGACUGUUAGAUGCUGAAGUCCGUCAUAUUGUGGAUCCUGACGAGAAGGACGUUAUCUCCAUCGCAGAAGCAUUGGAGCGCGGAAUUCUUGGCGCCGAUGGAUUGAUUAUUCUCGAAAAGCAACAAAAAACAUUCACUAUUCCCGAAGCCGUGCGGGAAGGACUCUUGACUAAGCGUGUCCGCCACAGUAUUUUUGAUGUUAAAGGCAUCAGAAAUACUAUGACUGACCAUAAUUUGAGCUUCAAUGAGGCUGUUGAGGUCGAAGCUAUUCUCACCAGUUCGGAACGUGUUGUAGAUCUGGCUACUCGUGAUAGUUAUCCAAUUCAGCAAGAUAGUUCUAAGAACGUUAUUGACUCCGCUCUUCAUGAACUUCUUAUCAAGCCAGUUGGUAUUAAAGAUGACAGAGGCAACUAUUCCUUGAACCUUGUACAAGCUGUAUCUCGUGGUAUUAUUGAUCACCAGAAGGCUGUUUUCUUCAACAAAAACACGAAACAAGAAUUGUCUCCUCGUGAUGCUUACCUUGCUGGUAUGGUGAACCUGCGCGGAGCUCUACUCAUAUCUGGGCUUUUCGAUGUCCAUCCUUCCCUUAUCACUCCAGUGAAAAAGGUAGAGAAGAAAAAGAGAGUGAGCAGACCCGGACAAUCCGGUCUGGAAUUAGCUGAAAAUCAAGUUAAGGUUACUCUCGAAGAAGCCAUGAAACAAGGAUUAAUUGAUUCCCGAACUCAGCGUUUCCGUCAAGGUGAUAUUGAUAUGAGUUUGGAUGAUGCCCUCAACCAAGGACUUAUUGAUCCAAUGAGUGAAUGGAUUGUUCCUUCGAAGAGUGCUGGAGUUGGUCCAACAAUCGAAGAGAAAACUACAGAAUCUGUCACUGAAACUGGUCAACAGCUUGCUCCAAAAUAUUACCCAGACAAGAACAUUGAGGAGUCUGUCACAACUGUCAAGCGUGUCAGAACCACCGAGACCACUGCACUUGGAGGACCUGGCGGUGUUUCAACUUAUCGUGCUAUCACCGGUGGAAAAGGAGCAAUUGAAGUACCAGCUUCUGGAUACCACAUUUAUGAAGCUGAGCGCAAGGGGAUCAUAGACCUCACAUCUGGUGAAAUAAGUGCUCCCAAUGUGGAUCGUCAUAUCACUUUCGCUGAAGGAAUCGAGCUUGGAGUCAUCGACGCUGCUACUAUUUCUGUAAAGAAUAGCAAUGGUAGUAUGAUCGGAGUCAAAGAAGCUCUGGAGAAGAAUGUUAUGGCCAAAAAUGGUUCUGUGAAGAACCUGAAUAUUGAAAAAGCUAUCGAAGAGAAACUUAUCGUUAUUGACGCUGAGCCCCUAGUCCCAUAUAAUAAUCAAGGAAAGAAGAUUAUCCAAAUUCCUACUGGAUCUGGGCCCGUCAUCAGCUUCCGUCCUGUUGGACAACCAAUUGUUGAGGAACAUGAGCAAAUAUGGUCUUUCGAUUCAGCUACCGGUGUGUUGGUUGAUCACCAUUCAGGUGAGAAACUGAGCAUUGAACGUGCAUUGGCCUCCGGAAAGCUCACUCCUGAAGACAUUAGUGUUAGAGACGCUCUGACUGGGCGUGAAAUGAGUUUCACUGAAGCCGAGAAAUGGGGUAUCAUUGAUAGCAAGCGAGGAUUCUAUUUGAACAAAUCUGAAGGAAAGCGGUACAGCUUCACCGAAGCAGCUCAACAACACUUCAUCUAUCCAAAUGGAGGUGUUCCUGAUAAUGCUGGAGAUGCAGUUCAUACCACUGUCAAGACGCAGACCCGCACCCAAGUUUCAAAGAAAGAAGCUCUCUCUAGUGGAGCUCCUCUCACUGAUAACACCUUGGGAAAAGCUUUGACUCUUGGCUGGUAUGAUUCAGGAAAUGGAAUGUUCACUAAUCCAGAUACGAGCAAGCAAAUGACUUUAAAAGAAGCCAUAAUCAAGGGACUCUUCAAUCCUUACGAUUCAAGCGUACUUGAUACUCGUCGUAACAAGGAGAUCACUUUACUCGAAGCCAUACAAGAAGGAAUUGUGGAUGAUACUGCAGGAACUGUUCUCGAUACUGCUAAUAACAAGAAGCAUGAUCUUCAUUCUGCACUCAAGGCUGGAAUCCUUAAAGGAAAAACUAUGGGAGAUACUUUAGAUUCAGGUCUCCUAUCUGGUCGUCUUGAUCUUUCUACUGGCCAUUACGACAACAAUGGUAAACAACUUCCAUUGCACGAAGCCUUGAAUAGAAACAUCGUGGAUCAGCACUCUGUUGUGGUUCGUGACCCAGUUAAUGGAGAAGAGUUGAGCUAUCGCGAAGCUAUAAGCCGUCGUAUUGUUGAUCCAGAACGUGGUCUUGUUCACAACCAGAGAACCAAUGAGAGCACCAGUUUCCCAUCUGCUCUUACGAGUGGUCUCAUUGCCAGCGCUGGAUCUAGCAGCAAGCCUACACAAGGUCAUAGAAUCGUAGAGCAAAAGCUUCAACUGACCCCUUUUGUCCCAGCUCCAGCCAACAGUAGAGAUGGACGACACGAGUAUGUUGACCUUGGAGGAGGAAAGCAAGUCAUGGUUAAAGUUGUCCGUGGAGAAGGUGGUGUUGAAAAAGGAGAGUAUGUCGAUCCUAGUACCGGAAUGAAGUUCACCAUCCAAAUGAAUGGAGAUCCAUUUGUUACUGAAACCAAGACGUCCGUUAAGAGCACCUCUCAAGUUCAAUCUGUCGAAUUAGAGCCACAUGCCGAGUUCGUUGGAAUUGAUCGUAUUCGUGACAAACGUAACAACAGAGUGAUGAGCUUGGAAGAUGCCAAACGUAUUGGUCUUGCACGUGUUGAUAAGAAGGGAAAGCAGAUGACGAAAACUUACUCCGUUUUCCGAUCAAAUAUCCAGAAUGCAGUCAACAAGGGAGUUAUGGACUCUCAUAUGGAGAAGAUCAGCUUACAAGAUGCUAUCCGUGCCGGUAUUAUUGAUAUCCGAGAACUGACAUACCGUAACCCUAAAAGUGGCGAAGCCAUCCCACUCACCCAAGCUGCUAACAUGGGUCUAGUGGACGUUACUCUUUCCGAGACUCUGCCAAAAGGAGUAUGUAAUCCUGGAAACAACGAGAGAAUCACAAUCCACAAAGCCAUAGAACUUGGAAUUAUCGAUGCUCGUACUGGUGAAGUUAGGGAUCCAUUAACUCGAAAACCUCUCACUUGGAUAGAUAUUAUUAAGCCAGUUUGGCAAGCUAUCACUAGUGAUGGAGUGUUCGAUCCCGCUAAAGGCAACAGAGUCCCCGUCACCACUGCUCUCAAUGAUGGUUUGAUAAAUACUCAAAAACGAAGCUAUCAUAAUCCUAUCACUGGAGAGGAUGUUAACCUCGACGAAGCUGUCGAGCGCGGCUUAAUCGAUCGUAGCACGUACGAACUCAUCACCAAACCAUUCAUUGAAGAUUAUCGUACUCACCGACAACUUAAUCUGAUUGAAGCUGUUGAUUCCAAAUUGAUCGAUCCUAAGAAUCGUACCAUCCAGCUUUCCCGACAAAGCAUUGUACCUAUUUCUAAGGCUGUGCAAGAUGGACGUAUUCCAUUCGACAUUGGAGAGAAGCUCCGCAGAGUGGACAAACUCAAUUUCGCUGAAGCUCUUGGCAAAGGAAUCAUCGAUGUUCGAGCUAAUAUUUUCACCGACCCUGAUACUGGCCGUCAAAUGACUAUUGCACAAGCUAUUGAGGAAGGCUACAUUGAUACUGGAAACGUAGAAUCUAUGGAAGGUGCUGACGAGAAAAAUCUGACAGUUAUUUUGAACUCAGACGAGUUUGAUGAUAACUCUGGACGUAUUCGUGAUAAGAAAUCUGGACUUUACCUUACUUUCCGUGAUGCCGUAGAAAGAGAUGUCAUUGACGGAGACUCUCUGCUCCAUGAUCUCGACAGCAGCCAAACUAUGACUCUUCGCGAAGCUUUAUCUCGAGGAAAAAUCGACAACGAUGGAAAAUUCAAUGCUGGCCACAACAAGUUGAAGAUUAAGGAAGCGGUUAAAGUCGGGUUGAUUGCCUUGAUUGACUCACCUAUGCAAGCUGCUCAAGCUGUCACUGAGGCUGUUAAGCGACGUGAUGCGGAAGGAUACAAAUUCAGAAUCGAAAACUUGGACCAUGCUGGAAACAGAGGCAGUCGAACAAGUGUUCCAAAGUUCCGUGAAGAAACUACAACUGUGACUCGUCUUACACCUCAAAAACAAGAACCAGCACUCUCCGUUCGAAUGCGCCAUAGUCAGACAAGUCUCGGAGAUCGUGCUCGCAGUAUCAUUGAUGAUCCAUCAGCUCUCGCUGAUUUACAUCAUGACUUUUUGAGCAGACUGGAAGCUAAUCGCUUUGAUACCGAUGAGAAAAUAAUCGAGAGUCCUAGCGACCAUCGACGUGUUAGCGUACGCGAAGCUGCCGAAACUGGACUACUCGAUGUUCUUACCGGCGAAUUUGUGCAUCCUGAAACAGGAAGACGGUACUCCAUCCCAAAAGCUGUUCACAUGAAAAUGGUUACCGGUGAUUCCGCGAAGCGUCUUAUGGAAGGUCUGAACCUGUCAAUUGAAGAGCUUAACAGUGCUGCUGCUGGACAGAGUGCUUCAUCUCCUGGAGGUACUGUUCCUGAAGGAACAUCUACCACUCGUACUUGGACUAAAACUAUUAAUUGGCAAGGAAAUCCUUCUGAGCUUAGGAAAAGUCAAACAGAUCCACUAGCAGAUUAUACCACUUAUCAAUCGAGCACCUCAGAGAAAACUCAUGAUGCUCCAUCAUGGGCCCGUUAA